This is a messenger RNA of Gastrolobium bilobum, 1562 nucleotides long. RefSeq names its product protein SLOW GREEN 1, chloroplastic. Lineage: Eukaryota; Viridiplantae; Streptophyta; Magnoliopsida; Fabales; Fabaceae. Gene Ontology annotation, molecular function: protein binding. The transcript has a single exon. The record is from RefSeq and is a predicted model, not a curated record. Bases 166 to 1107 code for a protein of 313 amino acids.
AAAAUAUUAAAUAAAUAAAAUCACCUAAUCAGCCACACCUAACCACCCAAUACGACGCAGUUUAAACCCCAGAUUCAACCUAACCAGUAACCCCUUAGUUAUAGUUAUAGCUCUUUCUUCUUUGUUUUCUCCAACCACACUCACUCCAUAAACCCUAAUUCCACCAUGACUUCCACCUUAGCCACUGCCUCAUCCACCAUCUUCUCCUUCAACUCUAACUCCACCAAUCCACCUUCUUCCCCCAAUCUCCAUUUCCUACCUCAACUUCGCCGUCAACACAACCCUCGAAUCACCGUCAGGGCCCACUCAUCCAACUCCAACGACCCCAUACUCCAAAACCUCAAAACAUUCGCCGGAGCCGCACUCUUCGCCGCCGCAGUCUCCGCCGUCAAAUUCCCCGCCUCUCCGGCGAGAGCCGAACCUCCGGCAACGGUCCUCGAGGAAAACGACAUCGAUCGCGGCAAAACGACGUCGCCCCUAUCCGAGUUUCUUGAAACGAAGGACGAAGCCGUGGAAGCUCUGAAGUCUCUUCUGCAGCAGAAGCUCGAACUCGGCGAGGACGAGGAGGCGCUGAAGAUCCUGAAACGGUUGGUCUCAGCGCAACCCGAGGUAACAGAUUGGAAAUUCCUAACCGCUCGGUUGAUGAACGAGAUCGGUGACGUCGAAAGCGCGCGCAAUUUGUACGAGGAAAUUCUAACGGCGAAUCCGUUGUCGUUCGAGGCGUUGUUCGAGAACGCGUUGGUGAUGGAUCGUUGUGGGGAAGGGGAAGCGGUGAUUAAGAGGCUGGAAGAGGCUCUGAGGGUUGCUGAGGAAGAUAAAAAGGAGAAGGAAGCGAGGGAUGUGAGGUUGAUAAUGGCGCAGAUUCAGUUUCUGCAGAAGAAUGUGGAUGAAGCUUUGGGGAUUUAUCAGCAACUCACGAAAGAGGAUCCUAAGGAUUUCAGGCCUUAUUUUUGUAGGGGAAUGAUUUAUAGUUUGCUUGAUAAGAAUGAUGAAGCAAAGGAGCAGUUUGCAAAGUAUAGGGAGCUUUCACCCAAGAAGUUUGAGGUUGAUGGGUACUUGAGAUCCCCUUUGUCAAGGAUGAAAUUGUUUGGUUCUGAUGAGAGCUGAAAAAAAAUAUAUAAUAAUAAUAAAUUUGAGGUGUUUUUGGCAAUUGGAAUAAAUAAGCAUAUGGAAGGAUACAAUACAAAACACAAGGUUUUGCUGUCUGAUCUGUUCUUCGUAGGUGAUUGAUUCUUCUCAUUACCUGCACCUCAGUUAAAUUCAUUUACUUUUUAUAGCGCACUCUUAAAUGAUGGGUGGGUGUAAAACUUAUUUGUAUGUUUUAGUGAUAAUGAUCGAGAAAUAAGGAUGACAAUUAAGUUCUGCUGAACUCCACUAUACUUUUGUGAAAACUUUGCACAGGUGGUAGUUUCUACUUUGCUAUGGUUGGAGUUGCCACAAUUGUUUUCUGGAAUUUGUCAAUAGUGAUGGAGGAUGAAUUUGUGACAUGCAAAUGUAUGGUUUGUUGCCAUGUAAUAACGGCAAAUUGAGUUAACUUGGCAAUGAAAUUCCUCUUUUGAAUG